Balaenoptera musculus (blue whale) is the source of this 1732-nucleotide messenger RNA. RefSeq names its product solute carrier family 25 member 43 (gene SLC25A43). NCBI's taxonomy places the organism in Eukaryota, Metazoa, Chordata, Mammalia, Artiodactyla, Balaenopteridae. Bases 61 to 1086 code for a protein of 341 amino acids. The transcript has 5 exons. Gene Ontology annotation, biological process: transmembrane transport. The record is from RefSeq and is a predicted model, not a curated record.
AGCCCCAGGCCCGAGCCACAAGAUCUGCCGGCCGCCCGGGGCUCGGGCUGGGGAAGCGCGAUGGCGACUUGGCGGCGGGACGGCCGGCUGACGGGCAGCCAACGGCUGCUGUGCGCGGGACUGGCGGGGGCGCUCAGCCUCAGCCUCACCGCGCCGCUGGAGCUCGCCACCGUGCUGGCCCAGGUCGGCGUCGUGCGCAGCCGCGCCCGGGGGCCGUGGGGCGUGGGGCUCCGCGUCUGGCGGGCCGAGGGGCCCCGCGCCCUGUGGAAGGGAAACGCGGUAGCCUGCCUGCGCCUCUUCCCCUGCAGCGCCGUUCAACUGGCCGCCUACCGCAAGUUUGUUGUGCUGUUCACGGAUGACCUGGGACACAUCUCCCAGUGGAGGUCCAUCAUGGCUGGGAGUCUUGCGGGCAUGGUUUCCACCAUCGUGACAUAUCCUACAGACCUCAUCAAAACCCGGUUAAUUGUGCAGAACAUGCUGGAACCAUCUUACAGGGGGAUCCUCCAUGCUUUUUCUACUAUUUAUCAACAGGAAGGGUUCCUGGCCCUUUAUCGAGGGGUGUCCCUUACUAUUUUAGGUGCUCUCCCUUUCUCUGCUGGCUCCCUUCUAGUUUACAUGAACCUGGAGAAAAUCUGGAAUGGACCCCGAGAUCGGUUAUCUCUCCUCCAGAACUUUGCCAAUGUCUGCCUGGCUGCCGCAGUGACCCAGACACUCUCCUUUCCCUUCGACACGGUGAAGAGAAAGAUGCAGGCUCAGAGCCCCUACCUUCCCCACUGUGGAGGAGUAGAUGUCCAUUUCUCAGGAGCAGUGGACUGCUUCCGGCAGAUAGUGAAAGCCCAAGGGGUCCUGGGGCUCUGGAAUGGAUUGGCAGCCAACUUACUGAAGAUAGUUCCAUAUUUUGGAGUUAUGUUUGGCACCUUUGAGUUCUGCAAGAGAAUCUGUCUUUACCAAAAUGGCUACAUCGUGUCUCCUCUGAGCUAUAAAUUGACCCCAGGGGUGGAUCAGAGUUUGAAGCCCCAGGAAUUACGGGAAUUAAAGAAGUUUUUCAAAACUGGACAACUAAAGUCUAAAAAACCAACUCUUUAAAACUGAAUGGAGCUAGAAGUGCACUGACUGAAGGUGUGUUGCAAUCAGAGAGAAAUGUAGCCUCAGAAUUGUGCACGCGUGGAGUGACAAGAGGGUGCUCCUGUCUGCUGCUCUUGGAAAUGAGAAGAUUCGGCCAUACCUGAGCUCCAAACUGAUGGCCCUGUAAACACCUACGCCACCGAGGGUUUCCCAACGUGACCGUCGCAGGAUGGCAUUCCACCAGAUUUUACAACAAAACCUAGCAGUAGUGAAAUGUGCAAUCUACACUCUGAAUGUAAGUAGGCAAUUUACACAACACCAAAGAAAGGGCAUUGCCAUGACUCUUCAGAGCAACAUGUAGUUGAAGUGGCUGGGCAGAUACCACGCCGGGAGCUCCGCCACAGGCUCACAGCUUACACCAACCCACAGCAGCCUAGUUUCACCCAGAUUCACUCCAGGCUUCCUGGAGUGAAUUCCUGAUACAGUCCUGGAACUCAUAAUCUUUGCUGACUUCUGAGUGCACACACCAUGGUGUAAAUUAUGCCUUAUCAGAAACUAAAUGAAAACAUUUAACAUUUAAAAGUUACCACUGUCGAGGAGGAAAACAAGAUGGCGGAGUAGAAGGAUGUGCUCUCACUCCCUCUUACGAGAACACCAGAAUCACAAC